AUGGUCGCCUCGAUGAUCACCCUGAAGCUCAGUCAUCAUCCUACGAAAACAUUCAACGUUCCUUCCUCUACAAGUUCUUAUUGGAAGUGCUACCAGGAACUCGUGGUUCCAGAGUUGGUUAGCUCGUUCGUCAACGCAAAGGUGCCGGUUAGAUUUGUUCAUUUCUCUUCACUCCGCAAAGCUGUAGAGGAAGCUGUACUGCGUUGA
Messenger RNA from Coprinopsis cinerea okayama7#130, 207 nucleotides. RefSeq lists its product as hypothetical. Lineage: Eukaryota; Fungi; Basidiomycota; Agaricomycetes; Agaricales; Psathyrellaceae. The transcript has 4 exons. The record is from RefSeq and is a predicted model, not a curated record. Bases 1 to 207 code for a protein of 68 amino acids.